This is a messenger RNA of Durotheca rogersii, 1234 nucleotides long. RefSeq lists its product as uncharacterized. The coding region runs from base 507 to 881 and encodes 124 amino acids. The record is from RefSeq and is a predicted model, not a curated record. The transcript is spliced from 2 exons. NCBI's taxonomy places the organism in Eukaryota, Fungi, Ascomycota, Sordariomycetes, Xylariales, Xylariaceae.
UCUCUGACCCUAACCCAUGUUCGUCAUAUAUAAAAAAUAAAUAAUAUGGCUGAGGUACGCACCCCAAGCAGAUGCUGGCGCACCACACCAGAGCACUUCCUUAAAUAAGGGGGGGUGGCAAGUUACCAAACCGAAGAGGCUAUCGUCACGUGGCGAGAUGUCCUAGGUGACAGCCUAAGGUUAGCCCCUCCUUUUAAAUAGAGCAAGCUACACAGUCGUCCCCGCCUAGUUGCUCUAGAUGCUCGACCACCUUCUAUGCAUUUUUAUCCUGAAAUAAACAUCGUCAUGGGUUUGUUAACAACGGCUGUAGGGUAUUCAAGUCUGGCUUUAUAGCAUCGGGUGUCUCUCCGUCUGCCCCGCUGCCUUUCCCUGAACCCCUUCGUGCACGUGAGCGUGUUACUGCCGCCGUGAUCGGCUCUAAGCACAAGAGAGACUACACAGUCUCGAGACUUACCCGUAUUCAAACGUCACGAGCGCUAUCGGGAUUCGGCCUCACCCCGGCAGAUAUGGUGCGCGGGGAGUUUGGCAACACAUUUGUUGAAUUGAGGAAUCCGGCGUGUUAUGCGCUACGGGUCCUUUAUCACGUCUUCUCCGAUAGUCAUAUCGUAGCCAACGUUCGCCAGCAGGUUUCACCCCUGGAGCGUGCCGAAAACGACAGAGGGGGCAUUGUUGACUGCAUCGACUUGGCCAGCAUUCGAGAAUCCUACCCUGUGCUUCUCAGUAACUUCAAGGAGUCCUUCUCUACCGCACCGCGGACCCUGGGCCACAUAUGCUGCUCGGAGAUGUGCGGGCAGAUGAACGGGCAGACGGACUUCUUUUCAAGACGGGUAGCAAGCCUGCGAUCCCAGUACCGAUUUCCCUGUAUAGAAUCACGAUGCUAGGGAUUUCAACCACGUACCUACGUUCCGUAUCGAGGUUAGGUCGGAAGAAGCCAAACAGCAGCACUGCGCGCUUUUGGCGGCGGCCACGUCCUUUGUCCGGGUCGGCAUUUGUCGACACGGAAAACAUGACCCUCGCCGCACUGCUAGCACUCCAAUUUGAUGUCGCGCCGGUGGCAUGUAAGUGUAUUGAGACUACGUGAGGGAAAUCACCAGCUCAGGCAGGUUAUCCCAUCAAAGAUGAGGAUAUAGAUGUUGAGCGUAGACCUCUGAUCGGAAAAGGAGAAGAGGUGGCAAGCGAGGUUUUCCUGGGUUAGGGGGCAUAUGCUGGUGUCGUGCGGUGUGGUCACGUGAGC